GGUAGUUUGGAGAAAAGAGUAAGCGUCCGGGAGGAGGAGACAGUAUCGAUGGAUAUGUAAACUUGCACUCCUCUCUGCAGUGCAGUGGAAGAUGGUGCGAGGUGGAUCUGUACUCUGAAAUGCAGAAGUUUUGAUGUUUGAAUUCAUCUUCCUGCUUGCAAGAGAGAACUCUAAUAACUCAGUGUCAAAGCCAAGACACAAACUCAACCUCUCAUCUUCCAAAAGUGUCACGUCACAACAUGGAAGCUGUCGCCAAGUUUGAUUUCAUGGCCUCUGGUGAGGAUGAACUGAGCUUUCACACUGGAGACGUUCUGAAGAUCCUAAGUAACCAAGAAGAAUGGUUCAAGGCGGAGCUUGGGAGCCAAGAAGGAUAUGUGCCCAAGAAUUUUAUAGACAUCCAGUUUCCUGAGUGGUUUCAUGAAGGACUCUCAAGACACCAGGCAGAGAACUUACUCAUGGGCAAGGAAGUUGGUUUCUUCAUCAUCCGGGCCAGCCAGAGCUCACCAGGGGAUUUCUCCAUCUCUGUCAGGCACGAGGAUGACGUCCAACACUUCAAGGUCAUGCGAGACAACAAGGGCAAUUACUUCUUGUGGACUGAGAAGUUUCCAUCCCUAAAUAAGCUGGUGGACUACUACAGGACGACUUCCAUCUCCAAGCAGAAGCAGAUCUUCCUGCGGGAUAGAACCCGAGAAGAUCAGGGUCACCGUGGCAACAGUCUAGAGCGCAGAUCCCAGGGCAGCCCACAUCUCAGUGGGGCGGUGGGAGAAGAAAUCCGGCCUUCAAUGAACCGGAAGCUGUCGGACCAUCCCCCGCCCCCUCCCUCACAGUACCACCAGCACCAACAGCCACCCCCGCAAUACCCCACAGGGCUGCAGCCCCCACCACAGCGAUACCAACAGCAUCACCACUUUCACCAGGAACGCCGUGGAGGCAGCCUGGACAUAAACGAUGGGCACUGUGGCACAGGCAGCGAGGUGAACGCGGCCCUCAUGCACCGGAGACACACAGACCCCGCCCAACUCCAGGUGGCAGGGCGCGUGCGGUGGGCCCGGGCCCUAUAUGACUUUGAGGCCCUGGAGGACGACGAGCUGGGAUUCCACAGCGGAGAGGUGGUCGAGGUCCUGGACAGCUCCAACCCAUCGUGGUGGACCGGCCGGCUGCACAACAAGCUGGGCCUCUUCCCCGCCAAUUACGUGGCACCCAUGAUGAGAUGAGCCCUCUGAGGGGCCGGAGCUCUUCCUCUGAGGCGGGCAAAAGCUGGGCCACGUCCCCCACGCCCCUGCACGCGCAGACGCGAGUCCUGUAGGCGCACACCCACACAUUUCAUAAUUUAUUGGCACUUGGGUCGGUUAAUAUUGGCACUUGGGUGGGUUGACAUGGAAAGGAGCUCAGGUGGAGAAUGAAAUUUGUGCUUCAUUUUUUUGCUCCUCUCGGGGUGCAGAAGGCAGGGGGGAGUGGGGCAGGGGGCAGGAAAAUGACAUGGGACUUCAAGAGCUGUCCCUGCUUCCUCCCUGCUUUGGGAAAUUUUCCCAGAGAGCGGCUGGGUGGAGGCCCCACCCCAGUACUGGACGCAGAACAACAGGGUGGGGCUGGGCGUGGCGGGCCGUUGCGGAUCCCUGCAGCCCUGCGCACCUGGAGGGCUGCGGGGCAGCUUUCUUCCCAUUCUCCAGGGGGUGGGCACUGCUGCGUCAGAUUUAAGGUGCAGCUGAUCCGCUGCCACAGGCUCCAGGCAAGUCUGAGCGGGAGCUCGCAGGGGCAAGGACAGGAGCAACUGCGUGGGAGAGUCCCCACUGUGCGAGGCUGGCCUUCCAGCGAUGCCCAGCCGCCACUUGCUUCCUUGGGGAUAACAUUCCUUGGGUGAACCUUUCCUGUGGUUGUCUGGAGAGGGCGUCUCCAACAUGGAGAAACACAGAAGGUGUGAGGAGUUACGACUGAGAAGUGGAGGGAUCUUCCAUAGCUCCCCUGGCUUACCUGGAUGUGACCUCAGUUUCCCCAGCUACAAAGAGAGCAGCAUCUUAGAUUCUACUAAAGUGCUUGGAGAAGCCCUGGCUGACCAUGCUGAAUUUGAGGGUCAUUGUUUCCUGGCUAUCAGGGUGUCUCUUCAGGGCUGUGUUCACUUUCUUUCUUGAUUUCUGCGUUUGAAGAUGCCUUGCCCAGUGGCCCAGAGAGAAGCCUGACUAGGGAUCAAUAGAUCAAUUGAUGGAUUGAAUAUGACCUCAUGAAGAAGCAGACUUUGAGUUCCUUGUUCAAUCUGACUGUUGGACCAUUCCCAGCCUCCCUUCUCCUGAGCAUUGUACCUGGGGGGAGGAACCCCACUGUCAUUGACCCACCUUGUCACCUCAAACUAGAAUCGUGUGUCCCAGUGCUCAUCCUGGGGGUGUGAAACACAGAUCAGCCUGGCCCGAGAGGAAGCCCAGGAGCAAACAUGUCUGUGCAGGGGGCACUUAGGGGAAGAGAGAGAGAGAGUGCACGCCCAUGCGUGUGCACACAUGUGUGCAUGCCUGUGCACACAUGUGUGCAUGCCUGUGCAUCUGGGCUGAGACCGGAAAGAAAGGGCUGGUGUCACAGGUGUUGGUGAGGGCGCACGGUAGGCCCUUGCUCCUUUGUUUCUCCUCCCAGCCUGUUUGCGCUAGACGAUAAAAGAGAGUUUCUGACUCAGAAGUGACUGCCAGUGAAGUGUAAACUCUGUCCCCUGUGACUGAUCCUACAAUUCUCUGAUCCCCGUGUUCCCUUUAGAGAAAAGGGGGGGAGAAAGGGACUCUGUGGCAGGGACUGGAAGGGAAGAGAAAAUAGCCUGGAAGCAGCCAGGGAAGCAGAAUGUGAGUGAGGAGAGGUUGCAGCCUCUGGAAGCAAAGGCAGGAUCGAGGUAAGAUGCUAAGUGGGACAGGCAGGGUGAGUGUGAUGAGCCCGGGAUGUUGGGGGACAGCCAGUGCAGGAGGGAGGGACUUAGUCAGGUGGGAAAGGGCGACUCCCAGCAAAGUAAGGAUCAAAGACACCCCAGGAAGACAAAGAAACAGGAGAAGGGGAGCCAACACAGAGAGGCCCUCAUGAGCUCUCUUGGUGCUAGGUAAUGUGAAACAUUAAAGAAAAGCCAGAAGUAAUGUUUGAUUUUACAGUAUCUGCAAACCAUAUGCUUUAAACAGCCCACAGACUUCAUCCAUUGUCUGAUUCCGUGGGAGGACCAGCCCCGGGUGAGAGACACACAGCAUGGCUCUGGUCUCCAUCCCGAGCCUGACACACCCUGAAGAAGGCAGCAGUCACACAACGAGAGCUGCGCUCCGCCAGGGUCUGGUGUCUGGGUGGCACAGCCCCCAGGUGGGCAGGGGAGGACCCAGCACCGGCGGGGCCGUGGCCUGGAGAGUUUGCUCACAUAAGCAGACAGCGAUCGCAGUUUACAGAGCCCGAGGGACAGGGCGUCUUGCUCUAGAAAAGGCCAGCGUGGGAGCGGGAGCGGGGGCUGUGGAGGCGCCCGCCCCACCCGUCAAUGCAGCUAGAUCAAGAGGAGGCGGGCAGCCCUCUCCCACACCAGCAGAACAGGCUCUCAGGGGCCAAGCCAAGAAGACAAGGACCAAACUGUCCCCACUGGGUGGGCCAGGGGCAGGGGGAGCUUAGCUCUCCUCGAUCACUGGUGCAGCCCGGGGAGGGGGCUCCUGGGGAGUUGCUCCCCUGCCCCUCCCCUCUACCCCAGCUUCGCCUCCUUUGCUCCUCAGAGCCAGGGGAGUGUCCACCGGCACUUCUCACCAGCCACACAGCCAGCGCCCAACAUGCUGUCUCUGGUUUGGGCUGCAAUGUUCUGUGUGACUUAGGAGCAGGGAACUUCCAGAGAAAAUCCAGUUCCUGCUCAACCAGUUGGGUUUUACUAACCUCUUGCUGAGGCUCAUGGCAUUUCAAUGAUCUGGCACCUACCACUGCCCACCCACUUGCAGAUCCUCAGGAUGAUCUAAGGCCCCUGCUUCUCAAAAUUUCAAGCACCUACAAAGUGCCUGGGGAUUCUGUUAAAAUGCAGGUGCUGCUUCAGUUCUGCUUUUUUAACAGGCUCCCAGGUGCUGCGGGCUGGGUCCACACUUGAGCAAGCAGCAAGGGCAAAGAACUUGGCAGUGAGCCAAACAGCUAGAAAAAUCAAAUUGGUUUCUUUUUCUGAGGUUAUUCAGUCAUUCCUCUCCGUUGCUAAUGAAUAAGUUACUUUGGCUUUGGGACAGACCCGGUUCAGAGCUGUCAUUAUGACAUCAUUUAUGUUUGACAGCCCAGUGACUUCAUCUCCAUCAGGAAUCAAAAACCUUUCAGACAAACAGGAAUUUUCUAAUAGUAACUGUUUUAAACAUGAGCAGAGGUAACAGAAGACAUUGCGAAAACUUUCUUAGGAAAUCUUUAAACAUAAAAUUGACACCCAUCACAUGGGGGGUGAUAAGCAAGACAGGCACAUGGGUCUCCACCCCAUCAUUGGAUCUCAGACGACCCAAAGCAAAACAGCCCACAGUGGGGAUAGAUUGUCACUGUCAAAAUAUUUGCCACUUGCCUUGUCUAAAGUCGACAUUUCUACCUGUCUGUAUCAAGACCAGAGUGUAAAAAAAAACUUUGUCUCAAUUCUUUAAAAAAAAAAAUGUUUUUCAAGUUCUACCACUUCAUUACCAUGGCCACACCAGCUUGGCGUCCCUCUUAAGCAACUCUGUCAUCCUCCUUACUUUCCCCCCUGCAUUGUCUCUUUUUUGGGGGGUGGGUAUGGGGGAUUGAACUCAGGGGCACUGGACCACUGAGCCACAUCCCCAGCCCUAUUUUGUAUUUUAUUUAGAGACAGGGUCUCACUGAGUUGCUUAGUGCCUCACCAUUGCUGAGGCUGGCUUUGAACUCUCAAUCCUCCUGUCUCAGCCUCCCGAGCUAUUGGGAUUACAGGCAUGCACCACCAUGCCCCACCCUGCAUUGCUUCUUGUCCCCAGUAUAUUCUCCACACAGACACCAGAGUGAUAUUUGUAAAAUAAAUUAAUCUGAUCACAUCACUCUCCUUCCAACUGCUCUUGACUUUGAACCCAAAACCCUAAUGUGACCCUGCCAGGUCUGGCCUCUGCCAGGAUCCUUCCAGCCUCCCCUUGUGCCUGUCCCCCAUCCUCUUGCUUUCAUGCCCCUGACCCAUUGGCCUUUUUCGGCCUCCAGAUGGCCCAGGAUUUGUCUCCAUCUGUGGAUCCCUCUGUCUGGAAUGCACAUCCUCCUCUGUUCUUUACCUGGAAAUUCUUGAUCAGGCCUGGAUUUAAAUGUCACUGCCUCAAAUAGUCCCUCCCUGACCCCUAAUCUAAAACAACCCUUCCCAUAGACUAUACCUCAAAUCCCACGCUUUUUCUGAAUGGCACACACACAUCGCUAGACUGAGUCAUCUGACUAUUAGACUGGAAGCUCCAUGGGGCAGGGAUGGGCUGUUUUGUAAACCACUGUACGCCCAGCAUCUCCCAUGGUGCGCAGCAU
This is a messenger RNA of Sciurus carolinensis (gray squirrel), 5454 nucleotides long. It is a transcript of the gene Grap2, whose product is annotated as GRB2 related adaptor protein 2. The coding region runs from base 240 to 1214 and encodes 324 amino acids. The record is from RefSeq and is a predicted model, not a curated record. Gene Ontology annotation, molecular function: protein binding. Lineage: Eukaryota; Metazoa; Chordata; Mammalia; Rodentia; Sciuridae. The transcript has 8 exons.